Carica papaya (papaya) is the source of this 1356-nucleotide messenger RNA. Its product is annotated as GDSL esterase/lipase APG-like. The record is from RefSeq and is a predicted model, not a curated record. Gene Ontology annotation, cellular component: apoplast. Gene Ontology annotation, molecular function: hydrolase activity, acting on ester bonds. NCBI's taxonomy places the organism in Eukaryota, Viridiplantae, Streptophyta, Magnoliopsida, Brassicales, Caricaceae.
AUGCUAUCUUACCUACUCUUUUUCAUUAAUGACCCAUCUCAACUUCCAUCUUCCCAACACUACUUUUUUCCUUUGUUUUAUAAAGUGUUGAAUCUGAAGCCAUAACAAGCUGCAGAGGGUUAACUUGUUAAGAGAGAUUAUGGAGAAAUUAUUCCUGGUUUUAGCAUUAUUUGCAAUUGCAUACAGCAAUGUAUAUGCACAAGACUCAGCUACUCUUGUUCCUGCAAUCAUAACAUUUGGUGAUUCUGCGGUGGAUGUCGGUAACAAUGACUAUCUCCCCACUCUUUUCAAGGCUAAUUACCCUCCUUAUGGAAGAGACUUUGUCAAUCAUGAAGCUACAGGAAGGUUCUGCAAUGGAAAAUUAGCCACAGAUAUAACUGCUGAAACUCUUGGCUUCAAGACCUUCCCUCCAGCUUACCUUAGCCCGCAAGCUUCCGGCAGCAACCUUCUUAUUGGAGCUAAUUUCGCUUCUGCUGCAUCUGGUUAUGAUGACAGAACAGCAAUCCUCAAUCAUGCCAUCCCCUUGUCUCAGCAGUUACAGUAUUACAAGGAUUACAAGACUAAGCUAGCACAAGUAGCCGGUAACCAGAAAGCAACAUCUAUCAUCAAUGGUGCACUGUAUCUAUUGAGUGCAGGCAGCAGUGAUUUUCUGCAGAAUUAUUAUGUUAAUCCUCUACUCAACAAAGUUUAUACUCCAGAUCAAUAUGGGUCUUAUCUUGUUAAUGUAUUCACAAGCUUUGUGAAGGAUUUGUACGGUUGUGGCGCUAGAAGAAUUGGGGUUACUUCACUUCCACCAUUAGGUUGCCUUCCUGCAGCAAUCACCUUGUUUGGAUUCCAACAAAAGGGAUGUGUUUCAAAUAUCAAUUCGAAUGCUCAGCAAUUUAACAAGAAAAUCACAUCUGCUGUAGCAAGCUUGCAGAAGCAACUAUCUGGUCUUAAAAUUGUGGUUUUCGAUAUCUACAAGCCACUUUUCGAUGUCAUCCAAUCUCCUUCAAAAUUCGGUUUUGUGGAAGCAAGGAGAGGAUGUUGUGGAACAGGGACUGUAGAGACAACCUCAUUUUUGUGCAAUCCGAAGACACCCGGAACAUGUUCAAACGCCACUCAGUAUGUAUUCUGGGACAGUGUUCAUCCAUCCGAGGCAGCCAAUCAGGUUCUUGCAGAUUCUUUGCUCUUCCAAGGUCUCUCCCUUAUAUGAUAAUACUGGAGGAUAGACUUUACUUUACUUUCGUAAACUGUUGUAAUCACAUUUUAUUGUGAAAAGCUCAAGUGUGUUUGUACUAUUACUACUUUUUAAACUACCAUCUACAUGAUUAAGUGAUAAUAUGCUCGAGACUUCUAUCUGUUUUCUAUCCGCUA